Hevea brasiliensis (rubber tree) is the source of this 1221-nucleotide messenger RNA. RefSeq lists its product as uncharacterized. The record is from RefSeq and is a predicted model, not a curated record. NCBI's taxonomy places the organism in Eukaryota, Viridiplantae, Streptophyta, Magnoliopsida, Malpighiales, Euphorbiaceae. The transcript has 9 exons. Gene Ontology annotation, molecular function: double-stranded RNA binding. Bases 71 to 1012 code for a protein of 313 amino acids.
AAUUUUCUACUGCGAAGCAGAACUUUAUUCUUUUCUCCAGGUUCCAGAGGGCACCAGCGCUCUCGCAAGUAUGGCGGAGGCGAAAGUGUACGGUCGCAAUCACACUCUGUCAUUCUACUUUACACUCUCCAUAGCAAAGCCACCACGACGUGUCGUUCGGUUUCCUAAUGGCCUCUCCUUUGACUCGCCGAAGCCCCCUCCCCAUCGUGUCUUAGCUAUGGUCGUCAAGAGAAGCCCCAAGCGUCUCAAGUACUCCGCUCCUCGUUUUCCCAAGGAGGAUGGCUUACUUUAUGUAGAAGCCGAUCCAUCAGGAGCAGACAGUUGGAAGUUAGAUCCAGUCAUUCAACUUUUAAAGGAGGGAGCUGUGGGGGUCAUUCCUACAGAUACUCUGUAUGCAAUAGUAUGUCAUCUGAAAAGCCAUGCAGCCAUUGAACGUCUUCGUAGAAUAAAAAAUAUAGAACCUUCCAAGCCCCUUAGCAUCUUAUGCCACUCUUUGAGAGAUAUAGACAUAUAUACAACUGGGUUCCCUUGUGGUGAUGGCCAAGGACAUACAAAUAUAUUUCGAGCUGUCAAGCAUUGCCUACCUGGGCCUUAUACUUUCAUCUUAAAUGGAAGCAAAGAAUUACCUAAACAAUGUGUAAGGUAUGGGACUACAAGCGCCAAAUAUGCUCCAAGGAAAAAUGUGGGUGUUCGUAUCCCUGAUGAUGCCAUAUGUCAAGAAAUACUAGAGAAGAUGGAUGCACCUCUUAUAUCUACAAGUGUUAAGUGGCCCAAGGAUAAUGAGUGGAUGGUAGAUCCUGUUGUGAUAGCUGAUAUAUAUGGACCAGAGGGUCUUGAUUUUGUUGUUGAUGGUGGUGUAAGAGUGGCGGAUCCUUCCACUGUUGUUGACAUGACUGUUGUUCCUCCGAGAGUAAUACGACAAGGGAAGGGACCUAAAUUGUACUGGAUGGUAGCAGAAGAUGAUAAUGAAUCUGCAUUGCAUGCUGAAGAUCUCAUCCCUUCCGCCACUUAGGGACAAAACCUUGUGCAGAACCACAUUUCAAGUAAUAUCAGAAUUGGACAGGUUAUCUUCUUAUGCUGAAGUGUUAGUUUUUUAUUCGAGAUUUAGCACCUUCCCUGACAACUUAGUAAAACAUCUAAACAUGUUGUAAAUGUCUAGUGAAGAAAUGGUAAGAUACCCAAAAAAAAAUAAAAAAAUAGUCACGGACUUGUAAUGAGUGA